UGGGGCAGCCGUCCUGCUCAGCCUGACUGUCCAGCUGUACAGCCAACAUGAAGACUCUCCUUCUCCUGGGCCUUGUCCUUCUCUCUGCCCCCACCCAGGGCAAGGUCUAUGAGAAGUGUGAGCUUGCCAGAACGCUGAAACGGAUGGGAAUGGAUGGCUACCAUGGCAUCAGCCUGGCAAACUGGAUGUGUCUGGCCAAAUGGGAGAGCAGCUACAACACACGCGCCAUCAACUACAACGCAGGAGACCGGAGCACCGACUACGGGAUAUUCCAGAUCAACAGCCGCUAUUGGUGCAACGAUGGCAAAACCCCGAGAGCGGUCAACGCCUGUGGCAUAUCCUGCAAUGCUUUGCUACAAGAUGACAUCACUCAGGCGGUAGCCUGUGCUAAGAGAGUUGUCAGGGACCCACAAGGCAUCAGAGCAUGGGUGGCAUGGAGGAAUCAUUGUCAGAACCAAGAUCUCUCCCAGUAUACUCGGGGUUGUGGAGUAUAAGCACAGAAUUUUCUUUCUUCAGCUCAUUUUGUCUCCUCAUAUUAAGGGAAUCUUAGUUAAGUAAAAGGUCACACUCCCAUUGUUUCCCCUUUUUACAGAAGCAGAAGAAAAAUAUGUUUUUCCUUCUAAGAGGCUUAACAUUCACUGGUGUGGUCAUUAUUUAAUGUUAAGCCUACAACAUUUUUCAGUUUACAAAUAGAACUAAUGCUGGCAAAAAUUUUGUCUAAAACCAUGGUCAUCAAAUCCAGGUCCAAUACCUUCAUUUAUGACCAAAGAAGUAAUGUAGUUCUUGAAUGAUACAGUACUUCCCAAUUCAUAAAGUGAAUCUCCUCCUAACCUGCUACUCUUAUAUGUUAUUAACUUGAGGAUUCUUCAUGCAUUAUGGGUAAAUCUGAGGCAGAUGAGUUUGCACCUGUUGAAAUGAUUACUAAUUAACCUCAGGUGUGACAUCAUGCAUGCUGUAAGAAAUAUAAACAUUAUCAUUAAAGGCUUUGCAAUGUA
Messenger RNA from Otolemur garnettii (small-eared galago), 995 nucleotides. RefSeq names its product lysozyme (gene LYZ). The record is from RefSeq and is a predicted model, not a curated record. The coding region runs from base 48 to 494 and encodes 148 amino acids. The transcript has 4 exons. NCBI's taxonomy places the organism in Eukaryota, Metazoa, Chordata, Mammalia, Primates, Galagidae. Gene Ontology annotation, biological process: defense response to Gram-negative bacterium; defense response to Gram-positive bacterium. Gene Ontology annotation, molecular function: lysozyme activity.